Molecule: messenger RNA, 2010 nt
Organism: Tachysurus fulvidraco (yellow catfish)
Lineage: Eukaryota; Metazoa; Chordata; Actinopteri; Siluriformes; Bagridae
Product: stanniocalcin-2-like
Exons: 7
Coding region: 405-1661 (418 amino acids)
Cellular component (GO): extracellular region
Molecular function (GO): hormone activity
Source: RefSeq, a predicted model, not a curated record
CACAUUUAAAAUGUGUUUUAAAUUAUUCACAUUUGCAAUUUAUGACAAAAAAAAUAUCUAUCUACACAAAGCAUGUGUAUAUCUCCAGACGUUGCGGUGAUGAGACAGCAGGUGGCGGUAAAAUCUCUUCCUGAGCAAACCAACACAACAAAGCAGAGGACUGGGAAGUGUUGUUAACUCAGUGUGUUAGCAGUGCUGUUUUGUUGACUUUGCUUAUCGUUUACUGAAAGCUGCGUCGUAUUAUUUAACAAAAAGGGCGAGCAUCUUCCCCUUACGUGCCAAAAAAAGAUAUUUCGAAAUCAAGCAACGCAACUUCAUAACUUGUUAGCUUAGCAUUAUUUUUUGCUAGCUACUAUUGGCUACAUCACUCUAGUUUGCUAAUAAUCAGGUUAAUCAAACAAAGUAUGGCUGAAAACGCAAAUAGUGGCUCUGGUCUUCCUCCAGGAGAUCCCCAGCUCAUCACACUAAUCGUGGAACAUCUAAAGAACCGAGGUCUUUUCGACGAGUUCAGGAGGGACUGUCUAGCAGACGUGGACACCAAGCCAGCUUAUCAGAAUUUGCGGCAGAAAGUGGACAACUUUGUAGCUAAUCACCUGAGCACACAGGACUGGAGUCCAUCCAUCAACAAGAACCAAGUGCGCAAUGGUCUACGACAGAGUGUAGUACAAUCUGGAAUGUUGGAGUCUGGUGUGGACCGAAUUAUAACUCAGGUGGUGGAUCCAAAGCUGAACCAUAUUUUCCGUCCACACAUUGAGAAAGCAAUCCAUGACUUCCUGGACUCAGAGAAGAAAGAAGAAGGAGUGUUGAAUUCAUCGACCGACACAGAGCAGCAAGAUUCUGCUAGCAACACCAGCACAACAAAGGCACAACAAGCUUCUGCAUUGUUAGACAGAUUUAUUAGACUGCUAGACAUGCAUGUGAAUUUGGCUGUAGUUGUGCUUGUGUUGAUUGUACAGCGCAAAGUGAACACUACGGAUUCCGCCGAUGUUUAUAACACCUCAUCCCAGGAGAGGCCUCUUAAUGCUCACAAAAGACGGUUAUCUCUACAGGAUACAGUGGAGAUCCAGCAGUGUUUGCUGAGCGCUGGAGAUGUCGGAUGCGGUACAUUUGAGUGUUUCACUAACAACUCCUGUGAGAUUCGGGGACUGCACGACAUCUGCAUGAGCUUCCUGCACAACGCCGGCAAAUUUGACUCUCAGGGCAAAUCAUUCAUCAAGGAUGCAUUGAAGUGCAUGGCACAUGGGUUCCGUCACAAGUUCAGCUGUGUCAGUCGCAAGUGUGUUUCUGUGAAGGAGAUGGUGUUCCAGCUGCAGCGCGAGUGCUAUAACAAACACAACCUCUGCUCAGUGGUCAGGGAGAACACCAACGUCAUGAUGGAGAUGAUUCACUUCCAGGAUCUGUUUCCAAGAGGGCCUCACGUAGAACUGGUGAACAUCCUCCUGGGUUGUGGUGAGGAGGUGCGUGUUGCCAUUACCCACCGUAUUCAUGCACAGUGUGAGCAGAACUGGGGUGCCCUGUGUUCCAGCCUCAGCCUCUGCCUGCCUGAUCACAGCAGGAUCCAGACUGUGCCUACUGUCACGCCUGUUCCUGCGAUCAGCAGCGCCAACUUCCUGCCUCGUGCUAAAUCUCCUCUCUCACAGCAUGAUGUACAGCAGAUUUAGAUACUUUGCAAAGAAAACAAGGGCCUUUCUUAGCCUUCAGUACCUUGAAUGGACCACAUUGCAACACAUGUUGAGGCCAACAAGCAGGUCUGUUGAUGACACUCAGAAACAAUGGAACUAACAAAGUGUGUACAUACAGCAGUGUGUGCAUAAAGGUAGCAUCUAGAGUAUUGUUCCUACCACAGUGUGAUUGUAUAUACACUGUAUCUGGAAUUUAGGAUGGUCACAGCCCAUGAAGUGACAGUUCCAGCUGACUAAACACAAAUCUGGAGUCUUUAACAAUACACUGUAUGCAAAACAAAGCAGUGCAUAUAUAAUAAUGCAAAACAAAUGAUAAAUGGCAAACAAA